CUUGUUUGCCGGCUUGGAGGUUGUUUCGCACCGGAAAAAAAGAAGAAGAAACAGCCCACCAAACAGCUCCUUGUGCUUCCGAAGCUUCCCAAUCGUGUGACCUCCUGUGAAAGGUCAUCAUGUCGAGUCGGCAGCUUGCCGUCAAACUGUCGGUUAGUCCGUCCAGAGGCCUGGUGGACGAGAAGUUGGCCAUCCUGGUGAAGAGUGCGCCCCCUGGGGCCCGGCUCACCCUCCGCGCCUUCCACCGCUGCGAGAAUGGACACGGAUGGGAGGCCUUCGCUCACUACCUGACGGACGCUGCAGGCUCCCUCAACGUAUCCGAGGAUCCCAGUCUGGGCGGGACGUACUCCGGGGUGGAGCAGAUGGGUCUUCUGUGGAGCAUCAGACCAGUUCCAGGCAGCAAACCUGGACUCAGGAUGAGGAAGAUGAAUGUGCAGACCCCCAUGGAGUUCACCAUCUCGGUCUAUCAGGACCACAUUACCGACUUCACGGAUCAGGUUCCGCAGGCGUCCCAGCUGGUAGAGCGCUGGUACAUGGCGCCUGGCAUACUCAGGAUCGCCAUCACGGACUGCGGACUGACGGCGACCCUCUUCCUGCCCUCAGGUCCCGGACCGUUCCCUGCUAUCCUGGACCUGUGGGGUGGUGGAGGCCAGCUGAUGGAGUACCGGGCAGCGCUGUUCGCCUCGCAUGGUUUUGCCGCGCUGGCUCUGGACUACAUGACGCCCAAGAUCACCGUGGAGACCGGCAAGAUGGUGGACAACACCUACUUUGAGAAGGCCUUCACGUUCCUGCAGCAGCACCCUGGGGUGCUGGCCGAGCGCGUGGCCCUGUUGGGGCUCUCCUUCGGAGUCAGUGUCACGCUCAAGAUGGCCGCCUACUCACACGUCGUCAAGCCCAGGUGUGCGGUGUGCAUCAGUGGAAGUCACGUCCAACCCGUGGAUGGAACUGUGGCGGACAUUUUAUCUUACUUUGAUCGGAACGCGCACAAGACUCAACUGAACGACGAGAACCAGGCCAUCUUGAGAAACUUGCUGCUGCCAAUCCCGACUGAUCCUGCCUUCAAAGUUGACGUGGGAUGUGUGCAGUGCCCUCUGUUGGUAGUUGUGGGCGAGGAUGACCAGAACUGGCCUGCCUCGGAGUCAGCUGAAGACAUGAAGGACAUGAUGGAGCGUGCAGGAAACGUCUACCUGCUGACAGUCCUGUCUUACCCUAAUGCCGGACACUUACUGGAGCCUCCGUACUCACCACACACCAGAGUCAGCUCAUUCAGAUCUGUAGGAAGUCGGCAGAAGCUUACAGCUCUGUGGGGAGGCGAGACUGCGGCACAUUCGCUUGCUCAGGAAGACGCUUGGAAGAAGACCUUGGACUUCCUGCGUCACCAUUUGUACACCUGAAGACACAACACCGGUGCCCCCCAGAGAAAUAACAAGUCAGAGUGUACCCGGGGCGUAGAACCGAUCGCAGGUGGACUGCUCUGGUUUACCCACUGACCAAUACGUGUUAUGGGGGCGAGAGAUGCAGUGUCUAACUCUGACCAGCAGAGGUCAGCGUUCGCUGCUUGGGGUGGAUGGCCAUAGGGGAGACUGGGAAUUGUAAAGCAAAGAAGAGCACACCGAACGUUAUGAACAAAAUAUUCUCUUUUUAUGUUUUAUAAGGAAA
This is a messenger RNA of Phycodurus eques (leafy seadragon), 1659 nucleotides long. Its product is annotated as peroxisomal succinyl-coenzyme A thioesterase-like. The transcript has 11 exons. The record is from RefSeq and is a predicted model, not a curated record. Gene Ontology annotation, molecular function: fatty acyl-CoA hydrolase activity. The coding region runs from base 120 to 1394 and encodes 424 amino acids. Gene Ontology annotation, biological process: fatty acid metabolic process; acyl-CoA metabolic process. NCBI's taxonomy places the organism in Eukaryota, Metazoa, Chordata, Actinopteri, Syngnathiformes, Syngnathidae.